UCUCCUUGUGAUAUUUGAAUCUCUCAGAAAAAGAGUCACCAAAUUUCCCAGCUGUUGUUUAGACAAUUUGUGCCUCAUAUGUUUGUUGUUCCUUCUAGAAACUUAUCCAACGUCACCUCCAUCAAUGGCAGAGAUCUCCGUCCAUCCUAAACCCUCUGACCUACCCAUAAGUACACCUACACCCGCUGAAACAUCCAUCAUCAGACCACCGUCAGAUACAAAUAUUGUCUGCCCCCUUGUUGUCGUGAUAGUGGUCCUGUCUUUGCUCCUGUUUGUGGUGUGCUUCCUGGUGGUGCUUCAUCGCAGGACACGCAGUAACAAAACGGUGAUGCCUGGACGUCCAGAAGAAAACAGACACAGAUCAAAAGAAGACAGCAGAUCGAGUCGUGCUCCGUCUGCAGGACACUCUGAGAAAAGAGAAAACAAUCACUGGGACUCAGAGACGGGAUGUAGGAGAUCCUUCUCUGGAGUCAGAGCUAAGUCAGCUAAUGCUAUUCUCUUUACGUCUCCUUUUUGUGCGCCUGCGAAAGAUCAAGUUGCUUUGCAAACUGAGACAGAGGCUCAGUCAAAAGACACAGGAAGACAGAAACUGGGAGAUGAAACUGAAGUAGGCGGAGUAACUGGGACAGAUAAUUUAACAAACACCACAGAUACAAUGGCAAAAAAUGCUGAAAAAGUUGACACCAGUAGAAACCUAGAUGAAAACCCCCACCGUGUUUCUGUUAAUUCAGAUGCUGUGCCUUAUCUGAGCAUUGGUACAAACCAGAAUAAACCCAGUCCUGAUGAUUUCAGCCAACAGUCCACUAAAGGUCAAAGAUCACAGACGAGGAAAGGUAUGGGGAGGAUCUCCACCUGGCCUCCAACUGCAGUUCAGUGGCAGGCAAGAUGUAAAAUGAAGGAGGAGGAGGAGGAGGAGGAGGGAUCUGACAUCCUCACUGUGUGGACACCAAAGUCUCCAGGUGAGGUGAAGAAAGCAUUAAACAAAGAGGAGCAUCCCUCUGCUUCUGACAAACAGGAAGAUGAAACUGAGAAAAAUCAAACUCCUCCAUACCAAGAUCCUUCUGAAAUGACUGUAGCUGACAUGAAACGGGGACACUCCUCAAAACCAAACGAGGAGACCACUGUAACAAGCCCAGAGGAGCAGCUAAAGAAGGAGGAGAUGCUCCAGAACCCCGCGACUGUGAGACAUGCCCAAACCCUGACUCAAGAAAAGCUUGAUCCAAAUCAAGACCUGAAACCUGCAGAAAGUUCUGCACCCAGGAACACAAAGAAGAGCAGCAGCAAGGCCGAACAGAGAAGUGAACCCAAGCGAGUUGUGACGAGCAGGCAGAGGGCAGAAAACACUGGUCCGAAGGCUCCCUCUGGUGGCGCCUCGCCAGAUGAUGAGACGCUGCUGUCUGGCAACGAGUACGCUUUGGACCUGCUGCAUGAAGUCGUGCAGAACAACGGGCGCUGGACCAGAGACAGGUGGAAGCAGGUGCAUGCCAGCAAGCAGCGGCGUCAGGACAGAGGUACAGAAGGAGUUUAGAGAGGGAUUCACUUUAAGUUUAAUAUUAUGUUCACAUAACAUGACAAUAUUGUUCUGUUCUCUUUAUGUUUAAUAAAAGAAUAUUGAUUUUAUUUUAAAAACUAUCUGUCAACACCUUAGUUAAUUGUUCUGUAUUUUGGAAAUGCUCUUAUUUGCUUUCAUGGUGAGAGUUAGAUGAGGAGAUGGACACCACUCUUCUGUCUGUCCAAUAAAGAGACGCUCCAGUGAUUUUUUUUUUAUGACACUUCCAUAAAGUUUGGGAACUCAGAGGAGGCAGAUUUUAAUGCACAGCAGGGGCCCAGAUAUCCUGACUUUUAGUCUCUAGUUCAGGUCAAGCUUGGAACAUUCCCACAUUUCACUACAUUUCCCAUAAUGCAACAUAUAAUAGCAUCUUGCAUUAGACGUCCCCCUCCCUUCCAAUGCUGCAUUGAUGCUAGUGCCCAGAAGUGUGAGUGUUAUGUUACCUUGGUACAUCUGUGUCUGGACAUCUACAUGUAUUGAAAAUUAGGUGUUGCUAGUAAUGUUAGUUAACACAGUUGUUUGUGUAGUUGGAAGUCUUUUAAUCUGUGUUUCAAAUGUUGCUGCUGCAGUUAGGUUAAUCCUUUGGUAAUAUACUUAAAUCAGAAUUUCACGUGUUUUUAUAUUAUUUAAUUUCAUUGUUAAAUUGUAACAUGUUUCAAUAU
Epinephelus lanceolatus (giant grouper) is the source of this 2211-nucleotide messenger RNA. RefSeq lists its product as uncharacterized. The record is from RefSeq and is a predicted model, not a curated record. Gene Ontology annotation, molecular function: protein binding. Lineage: Eukaryota; Metazoa; Chordata; Actinopteri; Perciformes; Serranidae.